UGGAAAAACGUUAGUCGUAAUAUGUCGUGUCAUACUUUCUCGUGCGUACCUUCUACUAUCGACAUUCCAUAAGUCAUCACUAAGAAUAAUAAAAUAAUUUUCUUCUAAGUAAAAUGCCUGAAAAAAUAUCUUGGCCAUUUGUGGUAGCUAUUAUUCAUCCAAAUAUCGGAGGCUGGGCUGGAAGCUAUAUUACUAGGAAAAGUCUUACACCCUGGUAUGAGUCUUUAAAGAAACCAAUUUGGACUCCACCAAAGUGGGCAUUUGCUCCAAUAUGGUCAACUCUGUAUUGCACAAUGGGGUAUUCUUCAUAUUUAGUAUGGAGAGAUGGUGGUGGUUUUAAAGAGGCAAUAAUACCACUUUCUAUUUACGGAACUAAUUUACUACUAAAUUGGUCUUGGACACCAAUAUUCUUUGGAAUGCACAAGAUAAAAUGGGCUUUGUAUGAAAUUGUUUUAUUAUGGGGAAGCACUGUAGCAGUGGGUGUGGCAUUUUACAAUGUGAAUCCACUUGCCGGCUGUUUGAUGAUUCCAUAUGUAGCAUGGACUUCACUUGCUACAGCACUCAAUUAUGUCAUUUACAGGGAUAACAAACCAAGCAUAGAACCUGCUCCAGAAGAAAAAAAGGAAUAACAUACCUGAUGAUACCUCUGUAGCAAACAAUAUUAAUGUAGAUUACCUAAAGAAAACAAUCCUUGGCGCUUUUUUUACAGUUAUUGUAUCACCAUUAUUUAAUAAAAAAUGUGUCCUGCAUUGAACGCACAAU
Molecule: messenger RNA, 762 nt
Organism: Habropoda laboriosa
Lineage: Eukaryota; Metazoa; Arthropoda; Insecta; Hymenoptera; Apidae
Gene: Tspo
Product: translocator protein
Exons: 3
Coding region: 114-629 (171 amino acids)
Cellular component (GO): mitochondrial outer membrane
Source: RefSeq, a predicted model, not a curated record